CCAUAUCAAAAAUUAUUUAAAAAACGGUUCUCAUUAUAGAAUUUCUUGAUAAAAUCAAAUUACACUAUCGUUCUGUAUUUUACUGCAAGAACAAGAACUUGUUAGUUACCUUUCAAUUUUAUUUUAUUUUUGCUAUAAAUAUUUGCUAUUACAACUGCACAUCACCACUCAUUUUGUGUCAGUUAUCGUUCACAAAAGAAAAACCAAAUUCAUUCUUUCAGCAACUUUCUUUGUUCCUUCAACUUUCAAAGGAUAUUUUCUUUAAUAUCCUAAAAAAGCCUUCAUCAAAAAUCAUGAAUAUUCCUCAUUUUAUGUUUGGUGUUUUUGGAAAUGCUUUUGGUCUUUUUCUGUUCUUGGCUCCAAUAAUCACUUUCAAGAGGAUUAUUGUGCACAAAUCAACAGAGAAAUUCUCUGGAAUUCCUUACAUUAUGACACUUCUCAACUGUCUUCUUUCUGCUUGGUAUGGUUUGCCAUUUGUGUCACCAAACAACAUACUUGUGUCAAUUAUCAAUGGAACAGGAGCAAUAAUUGAAACCAUAUAUGUUUUCACCUUCAUAUUUUAUGCACCUAAGAAGGAAAAAGUGAAAAUAAGUGGUUUAUUUGCAUUUGUAAUAACAGUGUUCUCUGCUGUUGUUUUGAUCUCUCUGUUUGCACUUCAUGGUAAUUCAAGGAAAGUCUUUUGUGGCUUUGCUGCUGCCAUAUUUUCCAUCAUCAUGUAUGGUUCACCUCUCUCAAUUAUGAGACUAGUGAUCAAAACCAAAAGCGUGGAGUUCAUGCCAUUCUUCCUUUCACUAUUUGUAUUUCUGUGUGGUACCUCAUGGUUCAUCUUUGGCCUAUUAGGCCAUGACCCAUUUAUUGCUGUACCAAAUGGUGUGGGGUCAGCAUUAGGGACAGUGCAAUUAAUAUUGUAUUUGAUAUAUCGUGACAACAAAGAGAAUGCAAAAACAACAACACAAGAAGAUUCUAUGGAAAUGGGCACCGCGAAACAACCAUCAUCAAAAAAUGCAACUCAAUCCAAUUGAUUAAAAAAGUUAUACACAUGGAUCAAUCAUUAACAUGUAUAAAAAAAAAUCAUGCACGGUUAUCUUUGUCACUAUUUGUUGUCACCAAGUACCAAUUUAUUUUGUAUUUUGCUUGUAAUUUUGUGAUGUUUGUUUGUUAUGGCAAUGGUAAUUCUAGAUUUGGUUACCCAAUGUUGUGAUAUAAAUUUAUCUGUGUUGGGUUAUGUCACACCGUUUAAGUUUUUUUCAAGAAA
This is a messenger RNA of Cicer arietinum (chickpea), 1255 nucleotides long. RefSeq names its product bidirectional sugar transporter SWEET1. Lineage: Eukaryota; Viridiplantae; Streptophyta; Magnoliopsida; Fabales; Fabaceae. Gene Ontology annotation, molecular function: sugar transmembrane transporter activity. The record is from RefSeq and is a predicted model, not a curated record. Gene Ontology annotation, biological process: carbohydrate transport. Gene Ontology annotation, cellular component: membrane.